CCCUUCCCAAACCUGAGCUGAUUGCCCGGCUGGAGCGUAGGGAAGAGCCGUGGGUCCCGGAUCUCCAGGCCUGCGAGGAAAGGGAGAGCCCGAGAGGCGCCCACACAGCAUGUGAUGGGAUGGUGUGUGAAAACACGGAGGAGAAUCUGCAGCAGGAAGGUCUUGAGCAAGUGGAACCACGUGGGAUGUUAUUGGAAAGAUCUGAAGGGAGUUUUUCCCAGAGGCAUGAGCGGCGAAAAGCCUGGGGAAAUGGGCACAAGCCAGAGAGGCAGCUGGGAACCCAUCCAGGGCAGAAAGUGGGUAAAUCCACAGCCCAGCAGAGAAUCCCAUCAGGAGUGAGAGACAACACAUGCGCCGAGUGCGGGAAAAGCUUCAAUCGGAGCUCAAACCUUAUUUCACAUCAGAGACUCCACACUGGAGACAGGCCUUUUAAAUGCCUUGAGUGUGGGAGACGUUUUAAUCAGCGAGAGCACCUCGUUAGGCAUCAGAGGCUCCACACGGGAGAAAAGCCCUAUAAAUGCCUGGAGUGCGGGAAAAGCUUCAUUCAGAGCUCCCAGCUUAUUACACACCAAAGAGUCCACACGGGCGAGCGACCCUACAAGUGCCUGGAAUGUGGGAAAAUGUUUAGUGAUGGCUCAGCCUUUAUUAACCAUCGGAGAAUCCACACGGGAGUUAAACCCCACAAAUGCCUUGACUGUGGGAAAAGCUUCAAUCGGAGCUCAACCCUGGUUAGACACCAGAGAACCCACACGGGAGAGAGACCCUUUAUAUGCCUGGAGUGCGGGAAAAAGUUUAGUGACAGUUCAGCCCUCGUUGGGCAUCAGAGACUCCACACUGGGGAUAAACCCUUUAAAUGCUCUGACUGUGGGAAAAGUUUCUUUCAACUCUCACGGCUCCUUGCACAUCAGAGAAUCCACACAGGUGAGAACCCCUAUAAAUGCCCCGAGUGUGGGAAAAGGUUUAAUGACAACUCAAACCUUAUUACACACCAGGUUAUCCACACCGGAGAGAGACCCUACAAAUGCCUGGACUGUGGGAAAAGCUUUGGUCGCAGCUCGCAUCUUAUUACGCAUCACAGAACCCACACUGGAGAGAGACCCUAUAAAUGCCUGGACUGUGGGAAAAGCUUCAAUCAGAGCUCAAACCUAAUUACACAUCAGAGACUCCAUACGGGAGAGAAGCCCUAUAAAUGCCAAGAGUGCGGGAAGAGUUUCAAUCAGAGCUCCAACCUUAUUCUGCACCAACGAACGCACACGGGGGAGAGGCCCUACAAAUGCCUCGACUGUGGGAAAAGUUUCAAUCGGAGCUCGAGCCUCGUCGUGCAUCAGAGAAUCCACACGGGAGACAAACCCCACAAAUGCACCAAGUGCGGGAAGAGUUUCAUUCAGAGCUCCAACCUGACGACGCACCAGAAAAUCCACACGGGAGAAAAAAACUGUCAGUGCCCAGAGUGUGGGAAAAUGUUCAGUGACAACUCAGCCCUGAUUAAGCACCGAAGAAUCCAUUCGGGACAGAAACCCUAUAAAUGCCCGGAAUGCGGGAAAGGGUUUAGCGACAGCUCAACCUGUAUUCGACACCAGAGAACCCACACGGGAGAGAGACCCUACAAAUGCCUGGACUGUGGGAAAAGCUUCAAUCUGAGCUCCAACCUAGUUACGCACCGGAGAAUCCACACGGGGGAAAGACCCUAUAAAUGCCUCGACUGUGGGAGAAGCUUUAGUCAGAACUCGCAUCUGAUUAAACAUCAGAAAGUCCACACGAGAACCCACACGGGAGAGAAACCCUAUAAAUGUACGGAGUGUGGGAAGAGCUUCAGUCAAACCUCCAAUCUGAUUUCUCAUCGGAGAAUCCACACAGGAGAGAGACCCUAUAAGUGUAUCGAGUGCGGGAAAAGCUUCAAUCAGAGCUCCAACCUUAUCACGCAUCAAAGACUCCACACGGGAGACCGGCCCUACAAAUGCCCCGACUGUGGCGAAAACUUCAAUCAGAGCUCAGAUCUCAUGACGCACCAGAGACUGCACACGGGAGAGAGGCCCUACACGUGCACGGACUGUGGGAAAAGUUUCAUUUGCCGCUCAAACCUCAUUUCGCACCAGAGAAUCCACACAAGAGAGAGACCCUAUAAAUGCUUAGACUGCGGGGAAAGUUUUGACUGGAGCUCACAGCUUAUUAAACAUCAGAUCUUCCAUACGGGAGAGAAACCGUAUAAAUGUUUGGACUGUGGGAAAAGUUUCAGCGACAGCUCCACCCUUAUUUCGCACCGGAGAAUCCACACGGGGGAGAGACCCUAUAAAUGCCUUGACUGUGGGAAAAGCUUCCAUCAGAACUCAACCCUUAUUAGGCACAGAAGAACCCACACUGGAGAGAAACCCUAUAAAUGCCUCGACUGUGGGAAACGUUUCAAUCAGAGUUCAAACCUUACCACGCAUCAGAGACUUCACAUGGCCCAGAAACCUUGAAUGUGGGAGCAGCUUAGGGUGACCAGAUGUCCUAAUUUUAUAGGCACAGUCAUGAUAUUUGGGGCUUUGUCUUAUAUAAGUGCCUAUUAACCCCCCUACCUAUGUCCCAAUUUUUCACACUUGCUGUCUGAUCACCCUAGAGCAGCUAUAACUCGGGAUCUGAUUGUGCCAGCCAUCAGCAAAUCCAUACAGGGGAAAUGCCUCUUAAAUGUCCUUACCAUGGACAGUCCUUCAGAGUUAAUGGGCUUGUCUACACUGCAGAGCCUUGGCCAUUGGUAUCUCUCUGCUGGCAGAGUGUCCCAGUGGAGACGCAGCUUAAGCCAACAGAAGGAGAUCUGCUGAAAUGGCUAAACCACCUCCGGGAAGGACAUUUGCUAAGCCCACAGACGCACUAGCUGUGCUUACACUGGGAUUUUUUGCCAGGAUAGCUAGGUUGUCAUGGGGGUGUAUGAUUUUUUCACACUCCUCGCCAACAUAGAUCUGUCGAUGGCUACUAGCCAGGAUGGGCAGGGAUGGUGUCCCUAGCCUCUGUUUGCCAGAAGCUGGGA
Molecule: messenger RNA, 3007 nt
Organism: Mauremys mutica (yellowpond turtle)
Lineage: Eukaryota; Metazoa; Chordata; Testudines; Geoemydidae
Product: zinc finger protein 850-like
Exons: 4
Coding region: 120-2459 (779 amino acids)
Source: RefSeq, a predicted model, not a curated record